GGUCACUUCCUGUAUCAUAAUACACAGAGCCAUGUUUCAUGUUACUACGUUGUUAGCGUAAUUGUUUUGUAUGUUUUGCAGUAACAUCGGUUAAGGAUUCGUUUGAUACACUCUUUACUCUCUAGACUUCAAAAUGAGUGUGGGGUUUAUCGGAGCGGGUCAGUUGGCCCAUGCUUUAGUGAAAGGAUUCACGGCUGCAGGUGUGAUUGCCACCAAGAGAAUCACUGCUAGUUCCCCAGACACAGACCUCCCCACAGUGUCAGGACUAAGGAGAAUGGGUGUCAAUCUCACCACUAGCAACAAAGAGGUGGUUCAGAACAGCGAUGUUCUGUUCCUGGCCGUCAAACCACACAUCAUCCCAUUUGUGUUGGAUGAGAUCGGACCUGACAUUGAAGACCGCCAUCUCAUUGUGUCCUGUGCAGCUGGGGUGACCAUCAGCUCCAUAGAGAAGAAACUGCUCCAGUACCGCCAGUCCCCAAAAGUAAUGCGCUGCAUGACCAAUACCCCCGUGGUGGUUCGAGAGGGCGCCACGGUCUAUGCCACGGGUACCCACGCCGAGGUGGAGGACGGCAGGCUGCUGGAGCAGCUGAUGGCCAGCGUGGGCUACUGCACGGAGGUGGAGGAGGACCUGAUCGAUGCUGUCACUGGACUCAGCGGCAGCGGACCGGCUUAUGCAUUCACAGCUGUCGAAGCACUUGCUGACGGUGGGGUGAAAAUGGGUCUUCCCAGGAGGCUCGCUGUACGUCUAGGAGCACAGGCCCUGCUGGGAGCUGCCAAAAUGCUGUUGGAGUCCGAUAUGCACCCAGGCCAACUAAAGGACAAUGUGUGUUCCCCAGGAGGGGCCACCAUCCACGCUCUGCAUGUUAUGGAGAGUGGAGGCUUCCGUUCCUUGCUCAUCAACGCAGUGGAAGCCUCCUGCAUUAGGACCAGAGAGCUCCAGUUUUUGGCUGACCAGGAAAAGAUCUCCCCUGCAGCUAUCAAGAAGACCACACUGGACAAGGUUUUGCAGCAGCCAGGAGUGGGAACAGGUGUGGGUGUCCGGUCUGGGAUCAGCCUGUUCAACAACAACCACCCCAGAAAUAAGAAGUGAUUGAGCUGAGUGGCCUCGAUCACAGAACAUUCAUAAGUGCACAUUAGCUAAACAUUUUGCAACUGUAAAGGUUUUUGUUACAAAAACAAGUUUCUUGGACAAAUUGAUAUAGUGUCCCGUCCCCCCCAUAUAGACUACAUCAAUUGUCAUAAGCACAAUUUAAUUUAAGUAACACAAUGUGUAAAUACAUUUGAUUGCACACUAGCAUGGAGAAACAAUGCGUGUGCAUUGUUUUGGCUAGACCCCUGACCUGGAAGGUAUAUAAACUCACUGACGAUGUUUCUACCUAGUAACUAAAAUGUCAGUUGUACAAGUGCUAUUGGUGACGAUAGAAUUGUCAGAUGUUUUUCGUUGCUUCCCAACAACCUGUUUUCUGUUUAUGGAGCUUGAAAUACUAACAGAACCAGAAAUCCUACAUCAUUACUCAUUCCCUUCCCGUCCUUUUGUCUGUUCACUAAGAUGGACCUGUAAUAACAAACAUCAGGUCAGAAUUCCAUUUACUGCAAUAAAUGGUGGACAAAGUUAGAGGAA
Messenger RNA from Esox lucius (northern pike), 1621 nucleotides. RefSeq names its product pyrroline-5-carboxylate reductase 1a (gene pycr1a). Gene Ontology annotation, biological process: L-proline biosynthetic process. The coding region runs from base 134 to 1090 and encodes 318 amino acids. Lineage: Eukaryota; Metazoa; Chordata; Actinopteri; Esociformes; Esocidae. Gene Ontology annotation, molecular function: pyrroline-5-carboxylate reductase activity. The transcript has 8 exons. The record is from RefSeq and is a predicted model, not a curated record.